This is a messenger RNA of Adineta steineri, 591 nucleotides long. Lineage: Eukaryota; Metazoa; Rotifera; Eurotatoria; Adinetida; Adinetidae. The record is from the annotation of a GenBank genome assembly.
AUGCAAUCUACAUAUAUUUUUUCCCUCUUUAUUAUUUUGGCAAUUAUUCAAACGAUAUUCUCAUUUGAAAUCAUCAAUGAUGAACAAAACGAAGAUAAAUCCGAUGAAACUCGACAAAUUUCGUCAUCAUUAUUAAAAAAACAAGAAAAUAUGCCGGAAUGUUUAUCUAAAAGUCAAUUUUUAAACAUGUUAAAUCGAGAUCGACGUGCAUCAAUAUCUCGUCCCUAUUUUCAACAUCGAAGACCAUCUCGUGAUAAUAAUCGUUAUCCAACUAAAAAUUCAUUAGCAUUUUCUCCUCGUUUAGGUAAACGAGCAUAUGAAGACGAAAAUGAAUUUGCAACUCGAUCGGUUGAUCUUGAUACAUUUCUUGUAACACUUGUUGGUCAUUUACAAGGGAAAAAAAUUGAUAUUGUUUAUGAAGAUUCAACAAAAAUUUGUUUAUCCCAAUCAAUUAGUGAUACACUUAUACAACAAGUUCUCGACAAAUUUGAUACAAAUCGACGCAAUCAAGACAUACAAGAAAAAGAAGAAAUACGUACACGACAACAAUCAGCAAAACAUCCAGUUUUAUUUCGUUAUCGUCUUGGUUAA